Molecule: messenger RNA, 498 nt
Organism: Emiliania huxleyi CCMP1516
Lineage: Eukaryota; Haptophyta; Isochrysidales; Noelaerhabdaceae
Exons: 2
Coding region: 1-498 (165 amino acids)
Biological process (GO): nuclear-transcribed mRNA catabolic process
Cellular component (GO): nucleus
Molecular function (GO): 5'-3' RNA exonuclease activity; RNA binding
Source: RefSeq, a predicted model, not a curated record
AUGCUCGCCAUCUCGACGGCCGCAUGCUCGUCUCUGCUGCUCCCGUGCAGCCGCGCUCACGUCGCCAGUGCUAGACGGCGCGGGCUCGACGCGCCACUCUUGGGCGUCCCUGGCUUCGUCUCCUGGCUGGAGACGCACUCUCCGGAGGCUCUGGUGGAGAUGCCCGCCCUGCCUCGCGAGAACAGCGAGAUCACGCCGCGCGACGUCGACGUGGUCGCCUUCGACCUCAACUCGCUCGUGCACAAUGCGCUGCGGAACGCGCGCGACGAGGACCAGGCGAUCGCGAUGGUGUUUCAGAUGCUGCACAGCGCGCUGCGGCAGGUCCGGCCGCGGACGACGGUCGUGCUGGCGCUUGACGGCGCCGCGCCGAUCGCCAAGCUGGAGACACAGCGCAAGCGUCGCGCCACGAGCUCGAGGCGCGACGAGCGCAAGAAGAGCAAGCCGGACACGCGCAACAACAAGCGGAGGCCCGCGGGCGUCUCCGCGCUGGCGCGCUGA